Messenger RNA from Hordeum vulgare subsp. vulgare (domesticated barley), 918 nucleotides. RefSeq lists its product as uncharacterized. The coding region runs from base 28 to 630 and encodes 200 amino acids. NCBI's taxonomy places the organism in Eukaryota, Viridiplantae, Streptophyta, Magnoliopsida, Poales, Poaceae. The transcript has a single exon. The record is from RefSeq and is a predicted model, not a curated record.
UUUCAUCCCGUAUUCAAGAAACUGUGGAUGGGAUCAGGUCUCUCUCACAACCACCGGAGCAGCGUCGCGCCUCAGCAGCAGCCGUCGUCGGCCCGCGUCAUCGCCGCCGACGGCUCGCUGACGGAGUUCGCCACCUCCGCCUCCUCCUCCUCCCCCGUCAGCGUCUCCGACGUCCUCGCCGCAGGCAAUGCGGGCGGUUCGUUCUUCCUGUGCAAUUCCGACGCGCUCUACUUCGACGAGGACGUGCCGGCGCUCGGCGGCGGCGAGCUGCUCCGUCCCGGCCAGAUAUACUUCGUGCUCCCCCAGGCGAUGCUCGGCCGGCCGCUCUCGAGCGCCGACAUGGCGGCCAUGGCGGUGCGCGCGAGCGAGGCGCUGGCGACGAGAGCGCGGCCGCGUGGGCGCGGCGCCGGCAUCAGGAAGGUGCGCGUCACGCCGGUGCACGCCGAGAGCGGGCGCGGCGACGUGGACGCCCAGGUCAACGCGAAGCUGAACGAGAGGACCCUCGGGGAGUACUCUGCGACGGCUUCGGGUGGUCCGGCGAGGACUGGCAAGAAGUCUGCCGUGGCCGCGUUUCCGCCGGCGAAGAAGGCGCUCAAGCCGCUCAGCACCAUCCAAGAGGAUGCGGAGUGACGAAAUGCUCAUAAGAACAUCGCCAAAUGGAAGGAAAUCACACAAAAAAAAAUGUGACAGGAUUAAUUUUUCUGUACAUGUUUUUUCGUAUUAACCAUUUUUUUUUGGAACAGUGGUGUUGGUGAGGAAAAUUCAAAAAAAAAAAGUAGAUAAGAAUGUCGUUUGCUUGAUUUGGCACCGUACGUGUUUUUGGUAACGAAGGGAAAUGAAAUGUGGUCCCAGACAUGAUUUGUUCAUACUUGUACUUUUUCUUAAUCGUGUUGGGCUAAUGGUCAAAGGCGUCGGCUU